Molecule: messenger RNA, 2556 nt
Organism: Drosophila albomicans
Lineage: Eukaryota; Metazoa; Arthropoda; Insecta; Diptera; Drosophilidae
Exons: 3
Coding region: 1-2556 (851 amino acids)
Source: RefSeq, a predicted model, not a curated record
AUGACCUACAUCACACAGAAAAGUCUCUGUUUAAACUGUUUCGCAAGAGGUCACCAACUCCGAGAGUGUACGAGUGCGCACAAUUGCUUUACAUGCAAAGGGCGGCACAACACUCUCCUCCAUCGGGGUGACACUGCCCACAAUGGUGCCUCUUCAUCGUCCAAUAUACAGUCCACUCCAAAUCCAACGGCAACAAAUGUGCAGAAUUUCUUUGCCAAUAAUGCUCAGAAUGUCCUUCUUGGCACGGCGGUCAUCAAUGUAUGCCACUUGGGCACUACAUAUACCGCACGUGCGCUACUUGAUUCCGGGUCCGAAGCGAUCUUCAUUUCUGAGCGUUUGUUCCAACGCAUUAAGUUGCCUUUCCAGUCCGUGCGAGCCCAGGUAUCCGGGCUAAAUCACGCAGUUGCGGCCCAAUCGCAGAAGUUAUGUCACUUCAGCAUUGGUUCUCCGACGAAGCCGAGGCUCCAUAUCGAGACUUCGGCAUUCGUAAUCCCACAGUUGGCAGGCAAACUGCCCUCCUUCGAUAUGCCGCGAACUUUCCUAAAGGAUCUACCAGCGAUAGAAUUGGCAGAUCCACACUUCUACAAGAGCGCUCAGAUCGAUAUACUAAUUGGCGCGGAUAUCCUUCCGUCGGUCAUCUUGAGCGGCUCCCGGCCAAACAUUUGUGGCUCACUCCUUGGGCAGGAAACCGUGUUUUGGCUGGAUUCUUACCGGCCCCGUCUCCCAGAGUAUGUCGACAACUGUUUCUGCGUUUUCGACAAGAGUCGCCCUCCAAGCAGAAGAACAGCUCGACAGCCUACUUUCCAAAUUUUGGGAGGUGGAGGAUAUUCCAGCGAAGCUGAUAAAGGAGUCAGACUUCGUUUGCGAAGAAACUUCGUUAAGACUACUUCUCGUAGCAAAUGUGGCAGAUAUCGGGUGACUCUUCCAUUCCGGAAGCCCGAUGGCAUUGAACUGGGUCAUUCCAGAUCUAUAGCGCUGGCUCAAUUCCUCAAGAACGAGAAUCGUUUGUCAAGAAACGACUCUCUAAAGGAACAGUACAAUGCCGUUCUCCAGGAGUACGUGGACUUGGGUCAUAUGACACCCAUUUCGCCUCAGGCGAUUGUCACGACUCCUAAUUUCUACCUGCCUCACCACGCCGUGUUCAAACCAGAUAGCACCACAACGAAGGUGCGGGUCCUUUUCAACGCAUCUUGUCCAUCCUCGAAUGGCAAGAGUCUGAAUGAUAUCCUUCAUUCAGGGCCCAUUCUCCAAUCGGAUCUCACGUUGCAGAUCCUCAGAUGGCGAUACUAUCGAUAUGUGUUCAAUGCGGACAUAACGAAGAUGUAUCGCCAAAUCCUCAUGGACUCGAAGCACACACCGUUCCAACGAAUUCUGUUUCGUACGUCGGACGGUGAGAUCCGUGACUUCGAAUUGAACACAGUGACAUUCGGUGUCAACUGUGCGCCUUUCCUGGCGCUACGAGUCCUCCAGCAACUUGCUGAUGACAUACGCUUGGAGUAUCCUCUCGCAAGCCGAGUCAUUUCCAACAACAUGUACGUGGACGACGUCCUAGCGGGGACACACACAAGAGAAGAGGCCAUCCGGACCAUUGCGGAAUUGUGUGCAGCCCUGGACAGCGCUGGCUUCCCGCUGAGGAAUACGGCGAAAACUCUGGGCAUCAGGUGGCAAGCUCACGAUGACGAGUUCUUCUUCAUGCCACCAGAAGUUGCCCAUCAGGACUCCUACACGAAGAGGGAAGUGAUCUCGCAAAUCGCUAAGCUUUUCGACCCAGCCGGGUGGCUGGCCCCUUUCGUUAUCCGAGCCAAGAUCUUCAUGCAGGAGAUCUGGCUGAGAACGCUCGAAUGGGACAAGCAUCUACCCACAGAUCUUUCACUCCAAUGGAAGGAGUACCUCCAGAGCUAUCCUGCUCUGGGAAAGAUCCGGAUUCAAAGAUGGGUCCAAUUCCAGACACGGGUGAAGCUCCAGUACCACGGAUUCUGUGAUGCAUCAGAAAGGGCGUACGGAGCAGCGAUCUAUGUCCGUGUGGAGACGGCGAACAAGUUUUCCACACAUCUCCUUACUGCGAAGACAAAGGUGGCUCCUGUCAAGUCUCUCUCAGUGCCACGUCUGGAGCUUUGUGACGCAGUCCUGUUGGCUGAGUUAUUUGCAGCCCUCCUCCUGAAUCUGCCAGCAGAAAGAUUCCAGACUUUCUUUUGGACUGAUUCAACAAUUGUUCUCGCCUGGUUGAACAAGCCACCCUGCAGAUGGACAACCUUUGUGGCCCAAUCGCGUGUGCAAGAUCGUCCAAGCCAGCGACGCCAAGAAUUGAGUGGCUUCAUCUCCCGUCGGAUCAAUGGCCAACAUCUCCAAAUCCCAUUCCGGAGACUGCUGGAGCAGCGGAUUAAGUGCAGCGUCGCUAAGUUACCUCCGACUCCCGACUUCCUGAGCAAGUUCUCUGAGUUUGGCAGGGCACUGCGCACGUCUGCCUAUGUUCUCCGAUUCAUCGACAGGAGUCGGAAGUUCCAAGCUCUACCGUGGUCCAGGCGGAUGAGCUGUCACGGAUCCAAGAGCGGCUAA